Messenger RNA from Toxoplasma gondii ME49, 2316 nucleotides. Its product is annotated as DHHC zinc finger domain-containing protein. Gene Ontology annotation, cellular component: endoplasmic reticulum; Golgi apparatus. The coding region runs from base 634 to 2316 and encodes 560 amino acids. The transcript is spliced from 5 exons. NCBI's taxonomy places the organism in Eukaryota, Apicomplexa, Conoidasida, Eucoccidiorida, Sarcocystidae. Gene Ontology annotation, molecular function: protein-cysteine S-palmitoyltransferase activity. Gene Ontology annotation, biological process: peptidyl-L-cysteine S-palmitoylation; protein targeting to membrane. The record is from RefSeq and is a predicted model, not a curated record.
GUAUAUGAACUGCUAGUUCGGCAAAUUCUGCAGUUCUGCACUUGGACACUGUUUGGAGUGACAAAUGCGACCACCGCACUUUCUAUUGCAAGGAUUCCCUAUAAUCAGCAUUGAAGCGCCAGUUCAGACCCGAAGAAUACAUUGCUCCGACUGCUCAAGAGAUCCGAGUACAAAACAAGCCGCGCUAUACGCCCCAAAUCAUCUCGUUCACAUUAUGUGUGAAAACGCCUGUCGUGUGAAAGGUAGUCGUGGAUUACCUCCUGAAGCGAGUACUUCGAACUGGCGCACGCAAUACAAUUUACUGUCAUAGCACUACUUUUCUGUCGGCGUUCCACAGCCAGAAAUGUUGGAAUUGUGGAAAGUUUCUCUGAUACGCUGUUCUGCCUACACUUUUCAAUGCAGUGUCAGUGUGCGACAAUAGCUGCGCAACGUCACCGUUGCAAGUGCUUUGGAUCCUCCAUAAUGUGCUUUGUCCGCCAUUCCUGCGAAAUAAUUCCGCCAUGAAUCAGCGGCUCCUUACCCUCUUCUUUGUUGUCCCCGUCCACCGCUUCUGCUACCACAUCAGAUUCACACGACCUAACGCAUUCCUCUGCUCUCAUAAAUUCAUGGCGCAGACGCGUUUCGUUUUUCGCCAUGACGACAUCUGCAGCCCCGCCCCGUGCCCGGACUCGAAUGGAAGCGUCAGCAGAAGAAAAUAGAGCACAAGCUUCCACAGUACUCGAGUUGCAGAAUAUAUGGGUAUACGGGUCUAGUAGCGGAACUUCAACCAGCUGCAAAGCAUCUUGUGAUCACUGCGCCUGUUACAAUGACUCAGAGAAGAGGGAUAGCCAUACUUGCCCUCAGGUGGAACCCUCCUGCUGGCGCACCUUACCCGCGUAUCCAUCUUCCCCAUCGCGGGCCAGGACACAGCAGAAGCGCACAGGCUGUUCCCAGUUCGCCCCAGAGGGAGAUCGGACUCCCUUGUCGGACUGUGUCCAAAGAAGUGACAUUGAACAGGAACCUUCAGAGCCGCCUACGUUUCAUCAGGAAGCGUCUGCGUUUACAUGCGCCUCUUGGCCGCUCGAAUUUGUCCAGUACGCCGAUGUAGCGCCUCCGCCAGACACUCCUAGUCACAAUGCUAACACUUACACGAUCUCGAAACCACUGAAGAGCUUGAAGGUGCGUGCCAUCGGUGCGGUAUGUACGUUCUUCUAUCUGUCUGCGAUCGUUCUUUCUGUUUCAUUUCUUUAUGUCGAAGACACUUCUUGUCGCCAAGCUUUUGCCGACCAUAAGGCAUUCGAGUGUCUACUAUGGGUUGCUUUGCAUGUUUGUGCCAUCGUGUUCUACAUCUGGACAGGCAUCAACCCCGGUUACAUUCGUAAACCUGAAGAGUAUCCCGAAGUCCUGUCGCCGACUUUUCCACUUUCUGUACCCGCAGAGGGUAUUUCCAUUGAUCGUAGUUGCUUCAUUACCAGUCCCACAAGCGAUAGUGACGCAGCCGGUCACCGAAGCAAUGUGACUCGUCACAGCUGUCUAGAACUCUCUACCCAACACACGCUUUCUACCGAGGCAUACAGUGACGGGGAAGGCAAAACCAGGAGAGCGACCCCUAUUGUGCCCAAGUGUCAUGAGGUGGAGACAGUCACGUGUUCAGUUUAUCAGUGUGAAGAUGAAAGUCGGUGCUCUACGGCAUCCGAUGAUCGUGAAGGGAAACCUCCGGCGUUACAUGACUCCGCGAAUUCGCAGAGGCAGCCGAAGGCAGCGCACUGCGAAAGGGGGGUGUCAGGGGCGCGUGUCAAGAAUGGUGACGACCUCAUUGACUUCGGAAUUGAAGUGUCCGAAAGAACUACAGCUGCUGACGUUAAAACCCAUGACAGUCUUACCAUCAACUAUCAAGGCCUAUGUGCGAUUGACCGGCGAAAGUACACGUUUUGCGCCGAUUGUCGUAUACUCCAGCCGCUCCGUACAAGACACUGCAAGGAGUGCGACCACUGUGUUCUCACUUACGAUCACCACUGCGCCUUCCUGGGAUGCUGCGUUGGAGAGUUUAACCACUGGCGAUUUUACCUCUUCCUCCUUUCGCAGACAAUUGCCGUCACAUGGGAUUCGGCAGCGACAGGACUCCUGGCAUACCACACGUACUUGAUGCUGUCCAACCAGACAACCUGGGAACAUCUGCACCGGCGCCGCAUCGGUUACUUGAAGCAUUUGCCAAAGAAUGUCUUCCCCUUUAGCCAAGGUAUGGACCACCUGAGGGUCUGGAAUUUUGCGUGGAACCACGGGGACGAAAUUCCGUUCAAUGUCUUUGACAAUGACUACUACGACUGUGGUUGUUGA